UUGAUCGCCGGCGGCGCGAUCUCGGCGCCGCCCGUGGCGGCGCCGGUCGCCGAUGCCGCGCGCCUCGGUGACCUCGCUGCGGUACGGGCCCUGCUUGCCCAGGGCGAGGACGCCAACGCCGCCCACGGAGACGGCAUGUCGGCCCUCCACUGGGCCGCCGAGCGGGGUGACAAGGAACUCGUCGAAGCGCUGCUGCAGGGCGGCGCCACCGUCGACGCGGCAACCCGCAUCGGGAACUACACGCCGCUGCACGUGGCGAGCGCCGCCGGCCAGGCGGAGGUCGUCGCAUUGCUGCUUCGGGCGGGAACCGAUGCGACGAGCGCCACGAGCACCAGCGGCGCGACGCCGCUGCACCUGGCCGCCAAUUCCGGGAGCGUCGCGGCGAUCACCGCGCUGAUCGACCACGGGGCCGCAGUGGACGCGCGGGAGAAGACGUGGGGACAGACGCCGCUGGUCUUCGCGGCGGCGCGCAACCGCGUGGAUGCGAUCCGUACGCUGCUGGAGCGCGGGGCGGACCCGGCGGCCACUUCAAAGAAGGUGGACCUGUUGGCCGAUUACAAGUUGGCCGAGGCGGCCAAGAAGCGGCAACGGGCCGUGCUGGAAGUAUUCGCCGCGGGGGACGCCGAGCCUAGUUCCAGCCAGGUGCAGGCCGCAGUGCUCGCCGCCCGGCAGUCCUACCUUUCCGGGGAACUCCCCGAGGACGACGCGAAGGAGGACGACCCGUUUGCCCGGUUCCGCCGGCCGCAACUGGAGGCCAAGGGCGGCAUGACGGCUCUCCUGCACGCGGCUCGGCAGGGGUACCACGACGCCGCGACGGCGCUCCUCGACGGCGACGCCGACAUCAAUCAGGUCUCGGAAGGGGACGGCACCAGCCCGCUGCUGAUGGCCACGAUCAAUGGGCAGUUCGAUCUGGCGCUCCAGCUCCUCGAGCGCGGCGCCGAUCCCAAUAUCGCGGACCACACGAAUGGGGUGACCCCGCUAUGGGCCGCCGUCAACGCCGAGUGGCAGCCUCGCACCCGGUUUCCGCAACCGCAGGAACACGGUUUCCAGAAGGCGAACUAUCUGGACGUGAUGCGAGCGCUACUCGAUGCCGGCGCGGAUCCGAAUGUCCGGAUCACGAAGCAUCCCUGGUACAUGGUCUAUAGCGGCUGCGGCAACGCCAACUGCGGGCUCGUGAACACCGCGGGCGCGACCGCGUUCUGGCGGGCCGCCUAUGCGACCGACGUGCCGGCGAUGCGCCUGCUCGCGGAACACGGCGCCGAUCCGAACAUCCCUACCACGGCGCCGGAGCCGCGUCGGAGGCGGGGCGGUACGACGGCCGUAAACGACGAAAAAAAGGGUUCGCUCUCGGCCCUGCCCGCCGCGCCCGGCCUGUGGAUCCCGACCGACUUGACCUCCAUGGGACCCGACCCGUCCGGCCUGCCGCCGUACAAGGCCGGGGAUCCGGGGGUUUAUCCGAUCCACGCCGCCUCGGGGGUUGGCUACGGCGAGGGCUUCGCGGGGAAUGCGCAUCGUCACGUAAAGGACGCCUGGCUGGCGUCAGUCCAGUACCUGGUCGAACUGGGCGCCGACAUCAAACAGCGGGACUUCAAGGGCUACAACGCUCUCCACCACGCGGCCGCCCGCGGCGACAACGACCUGAUCCUCUAUCUGGUCGAGAACGGAGGAGAUGUCACCGCCGUGAGCCGGCUCGGCCAGACGACGGCUGACAUGGCGAAUGGUCCGGUACAGCGGGUCUCGCCGAUUCCCGCAACCGUGGCGCUACUGGAGAGCCUGGGCUCGAAGAACAACCACAACUGCGUCUCUUGCUAA
This is a messenger RNA of Geodia barretti, 1812 nucleotides long. Lineage: Eukaryota; Metazoa; Porifera; Demospongiae; Tetractinellida; Geodiidae. The record is from the annotation of a GenBank genome assembly.